Molecule: messenger RNA, 3345 nt
Organism: Cloeon dipterum
Lineage: Eukaryota; Metazoa; Arthropoda; Insecta; Ephemeroptera; Baetidae
Product: histone-lysine N-methyltransferase PRDM16-like
Exons: 9
Coding region: 373-2616 (747 amino acids)
Source: RefSeq, a predicted model, not a curated record
AUUGAUAAGGUGUUAGUGCGCGUGCUGCGGUGAUCGGAGAGCCGCGUCCUUCCUUCCUCCCUUUCCUCUCUUUUUGCCCUCCACGCGGGCAACCACUCUGCGGCAACAAUCGCCGCCGAUCAGUCCACGCAACAAAAGUUUUGAGAGAAAGGCUGUAGCGCAGCUGGACCAACUUGUACAAUUGCAACGAGCGUGUUUGCUGUUUCUGCGGCAUCUCGCGUCAUUCGUGGCCACUCGAGGCCGCACACAAUGGGCUCGUGAGCAGAUCUCGAAGACAACGGGUUAGCCACCGAGUCGCAGGAGCAGCCGUUUGUCUCAGCCGCAAGCGAGUGCGACGGGCGAAGCAGCAGCAGCGCUGCCGCCGUCCAGGAGAUGACCCCCGAGAAGCAGCAGGCUGAACUGGAAGCAAAGCUCGCAAAGUUCGUUGCCGAUUCCGCCGCCGCCGAAGUCGCCCGUUCCCACGCGUUCCAGAACUUCUACCUAUCGUUCCAGAGGGACAACAGGCAGAAGCACGACCACUGUGAACGGUUCCAAGCUCAAAGCAAGCAGACUGGUGGCAGAGCCCGUGCCGGCCUCGAGAGUCCGUCAGCCCAAUCGCACUGCGACACAGUGCGUGUUUCAGCCACUGAGUCCGAGACCGGCGACGAAGACACCGGCGACGAGGUAAACGACGACGAAAUCAACCGCUGCCCUGACUGCGACAAACCCUUCAUCAACCUUGAAUCGUUGGACGAGCACCUGGUGUCAGGUCACGGCUACCAGGCCGGGCAGCACAAGUGCGACCACUGCGCGGCGUCCUUCAGCUGGCGGCCGUGCUUGCUGCGGCACAAGAGCGUGCACGGCGAACAGAAGAAGUACCACUGCGAGAACUGCGCCAAGGUCUUCAGCGACCCGAGCAACCUCCAGAGGCACAUCAGGGCGCACCACGUUGGUGCCAGGUCGCACGCGUGUCACGAGUGCGGCAAGACGUUUGCCACGUCGAGCGGGCUGAAGCAGCACACGCACAUCCACUCCAGCAUCAAGCCGUUCCAGUGCGAGGUCUGCUUCAAGGCGUACACCCAGUUCUCCAACCUGUGCAGGCACAAGAGGAUGCACGCCGACUGCAGGUCCGCACCCCAAGGGUCGCAGAUCAAGUGCAACCGUUGCGGACAGGCGUUCAGCACGGUGACUUCGCUGUCCAAGCACAAGCGCUUCUGUGAUUCGAGCCCGCCGAGCUCAGCUUCGAGCGGCUCCUCGAACGGCUCGUCGCUGCCACCGCCGCUGGCUCCGCCGGUGCCGCCUCCUCUGAACACCAACCAUCUGCUGCAGAUGUAUCCUCGUCUGCCCCUGUACCAGCAGAUUCCCUUCCCGGCGCUUCCCGCGCUCUUCUCGCCCACUGCCCAGCCUUUUCUGGGAUUGCUCACGCACAAGAUGAUGCAGCAGCACCACGAAGCCGCCAAGGAACAGGCUGCCAAGCAUGCCAGGCUCUUGCGAAAGACUGCGUUAGCUAACGAGAUGAUGUGUGCACAGGCGGCCGCCGCACCUGCGGCUGAACAGGAGCAACAACGACCGUCGCCGCGACCGGGCAUGACGUACCCGAACCCUCGCGAGGUUCUGCCGCCGUCGCCGACCCAGCGGCGCCGCUCCACGCCUCCCUCUCCGCUGACCGCUCGAGGCGAGGCGUCGUCCCCGGCGCCGCAGCCGCUGGACUUGCGCAUCGGCGCCAAGCGAGAGUCGCCUCCCAGAGACGACAGCCCUCCACCCCAAAAACGCAGUUCCGUGCCCCCGGAGGCAACGCCACCCUCACCACCCCCGCAGGACGAAGACGAUGAAGAGUUGGAAGUUGACGAUAAGCAGGAAAAAGAGUGCUUGCGUCCGCCGGUGGCGUGUCCUUUGCCGCUGCACCCCUUUGACUCGUUCAUGUACCGCCCAGCGUUCCCGCCCUCGUUCAACCCGCCGAUGCACCUGCUGCCGUCUGCCAGGAGCUACGGCUUCGGCACCUCGCCGCUCAGUCCCAGGCUCGGCUUUGGGCAACCACCCUAUAAGCCGAUGCAUGAUUUGACAGGCGGCACCGUCGCCGCCCCGCCACCUCCUACCAAGCAGAAGGACAGAUACACGUGCUCGUUCUGUGGAAAGGUUUUCCCACGGUCCGCCAACCUGACGAGGCACUUGCGCACGCACACAGGUGAACAGCCGUACAAGUGCAAGUACUGCGAACGCUCGUUCAGCAUCUCGUCCAACCUGCAGCGCCACGUGCGCAACAUCCACAACAAGGAGAAGCCGUUCAAGUGUCCGCUGUGCGAGCGGUGCUUCGGCCAGCAGACUAAUUUGGACCGCCACCUCAAGAAGCACGAGGCGGAAGACGCGGGCGGCGUGCUGCUCGACAGUCCGGCCUCCAGCAACGACGACCCGGCGCUGGCCUUCGACGAAAUCCGCUCGUUCAUGGGCAAGGUGGCCGGCGGGUACGCGACCUCUGGCGCGGGCCCCAACCUCCCGCCGCUGUUUGACCUGUCGCGGACGCUGGUCAACAACAACAACCUGACGACGCCGUCGUUCCAAGCCAAAGGUGCGACCUCUCCGCGCACCCACGGACAGAAGGCCCCGAAUCCCAACGUCGCGAACCCCGAGUCACCCUGAUUCCCCGUAACGCUAAGUGUUUUCAAGCCAGAGUCAAGCUUUCCAGUCAACGUUUAACGCUAGUUUGGCGGCCGAAUGUAUAUAGGUUUAGAACUCGGGAUUGAGCCCUCGUGAAAGGUAGAAUAAGUGUGAAACGGCCACAACGAUAAUUGUAUGUCGCGUGCGCUCGGUGGUCAUUGGUAACGCCCGCAUUCGGCGGGAAGAAAGUCACCUCGAGACACACAGCAAUCCUUUGAUGACGUUUAUUGUUAAAAAAUACCACGCAUGUACCAAAAUAAGCUCUCUUUCACUCUUUGCAGUUUAUCUUGUGAGAAAAGAAGCAUCUUAUUAUCCACAAAGUAUUUCAAUCGUCAUUCAUUACAUGGUUGUUAUCAUUAUGAAUAUUACCUACAUAUAGCAUUUAAUAAAACUACCAAAUAGUAAUGCAAAACAACGUUUUUGCGAUUCGCUGUUCAACAAUUUGAAAUGCAAAUCGACCACGAGAAUCUCUCUCACGCUCUCUUUGUGCUUUGUAUACUGUGUGUUUGUGUCGUUUCAUGUUGCGAAAAAUAUCAAAAUAAUGCAAAAAAUUGCAGCUACGAGACGCAAGUUUUAAUAAUAUUAUAUUCUUUGCGUCUAAAAGUCGUGCAAAUCAUUGAAUCAACCUGGAAACUCCACAUUGUAAUUUAUGGGCAAAUUUGUCCUUUAAGAUCAUGAUACCAUUUGUGGAAUAAAUUCCAUCACAUCCAA